GUCAAAUUAAUCUGAACUCACUUCAGUCCGUGAGAUGGACACUUUUCCUAUUCUGGGGAAAAGAUCACGGGGAUCCUUUACCCUAAAUCAUUGAUUGUCAAGUCGUUUGAAAGGGAUAUAGGAGAGGACUACAGACGGGAGCACCAGUCCCCAUGUUCAGGCGCAAGGACCAGCGUUUUUUUGCGACUGGAGAUUAGCUGUAAAAGUGGAUCAAGGAAAGCAUGCGCUAAUGGAUCAAACAUACGGAGAAGUCAACCAGCUCGGGGGUGUAUUUGUUAAUGGCCGACCUCUUCCCAAUGCUAUCCGAGCAAGAAUCGUAGAGUUGGCCCAGCUCGGAAUAAGACCUUGUGACAUCAGUCGACAAUUGCGCGUCUCGCAUGGUUGUGUAAGCAAGAUCUUGGCAAGGUACAACGAAACGGGUUCGAUUUUACCCGGUGCAAUUGGAGGAAGUAAACCACGAGUAACAACACCAAAUGUAGUGAAAAGCAUUCGGGAGUACAAGCAAGGAGACCCUGGGAUAUUUGCUUGGGAAAUCCGUGACCGACUUCUCGCGGAUGGAGUUUGCGACAAGUACAACGUUCCUUCAGUGAGCUCCAUUAGCCGAAUUCUUAGGAACAAGAUUGGAAAUCUGUCGCAACCGAAUCAGUAUGAAAACAGCAAGCCACAACAUCCACAGAUACCAUACAACCACAUGUAUCCAUACUCCUAUUCCAAUCCAAUGUCUCCUACCGGGAACAAGCUGGGUAACGCACCUGGAGUGCCGGUACACGGAGGGCACGUCAGCCUGUCGCGGGCCUGGUCGUCGAUGCACACUGUUGGCAAUUUUUUAGGUAUACGGGCCUUCAUGGAUCCUUCAGCUAUUGCUGGAGCUGAGGGCUACCAGCCGAAGUUAGAGGAUUGGACUAGCGUGAACCGAGCCACAUUUCCCUCUGCACACGCCAUCAAUGGCAUCGACAAGUCUCCCAUAGAAGCGGAUAUCAAAUAUCCACAGACCUCGUCGAGCCUCUCCAGUUAUGUUCAAGCUUGUGCGUACUCUCCAGCCAAUCAAUAUGGGGUAUAUAGUGGCCCGGCUGGUAGUUAUGUGACUGGACAUCCAUGGCAGUCCCAAGGAGCCACGCUGUCUCAUCCCAACAACGCCACAGCCAUGCAUGCGUCAAACCUGCACUCCCCUAUGGCCUUCAAACACUCACGAGAAGCUGGGAACAGAAAACCUCCGAGUCCUCUGAGCAAGCACCAGCACGAGACCCUGAGUAGCGUGCACGGGCUCGCGCUCACUACCUCAGGCUCCUAACUGCAGAACACAUGCAUGUAGUUCCGAGCAGAGUGACUACACCAAGGAAAAGGGAAACGGUUGUGGACACGCACUUUCAUGACUUUUCAGUAAGUUAAGAGGUUGUAGUAAGCCAAUUUGCUGAAGACGGACACGACAUUAGUCUCCCCCAAACUUUAAGAAAGACAGGACUGCAAGAUUGAAUGCAGUACAUUUCUGCAAUAUUUGCAGGGGUCUUUGUCUUUUGACUCGCCCAUCUUAAUACUUGUCUGGAAGAAUUCUCAUGGUGGCACAAAUGUUUAUGGCAAGCUUAAUGUUCGUAGCGGCUCGGUGGAAAACGUUACCUUAUUUGUUUGUGAGCAUGCAUACAUUAAAACAAAACAAAAUAUUGUCAAGCGGAGGAGCCAGAAUGUAUUGUUAGUGAGCAUGUCUGUAAAUGUUAACUAUUUUUGAAAGGUUUAUUAUAUAUAUUUUCUAAAUAAAUUCCUUUGUAAAUAUGAUUAAUAAAGGCAUGUAAAAAGAAAGGACAUCUCUAAUAUUGUCCAGCUACUUGGUUUAAUAUACCAUUGUUUACUUUCUACAGCGAAAUAUUUAUAAAUACCAACCAAAUGUGAAACGUCAAUGUUGAUUACAUCACACAAAAGUAGGCUGCCUCGCUGAUUGUAUGCAAUGAUAAUUCAAUUGGCCAAAAGCCUGUAUACAAAGUUAAUUAUUUCUACUUUCAUCUUACCAUGCUGCCCCUCUUGUUUGUGCUAACUGGAGUUAAUGAUGCUAUGCACUGAACGGCGCCUCUGGAGAUGCUAUCUUAGCAGUGUGCUAUAAUGCCUGAACUUUCGUUUUUGCCUCUUCUGUGUUUUAUAAAACUAUAAAGCUAUGGAGCUAUAUAGCAAAUCAUUACAGUUUUCGAUUUUAUUACAUUUUAUACCUUGCAAGAACUCUUCAUAGAUUUUGUUCAGGCCAAUAAACGCUUAUGUGAAAACGACGCAAACAA
Molecule: messenger RNA, 2261 nt
Organism: Alosa sapidissima (American shad)
Lineage: Eukaryota; Metazoa; Chordata; Actinopteri; Clupeiformes; Clupeidae
Gene: pax1b
Product: paired box 1b
Exons: 5
Coding region: 230-1291 (353 amino acids)
Biological process (GO): regulation of transcription by RNA polymerase II; anatomical structure development
Molecular function (GO): RNA polymerase II cis-regulatory region sequence-specific DNA binding; DNA-binding transcription factor activity, RNA polymerase II-specific
Source: RefSeq, a predicted model, not a curated record